Musca vetustissima is the source of this 432-nucleotide messenger RNA. RefSeq lists its product as uncharacterized. Lineage: Eukaryota; Metazoa; Arthropoda; Insecta; Diptera; Muscidae. The record is from RefSeq and is a predicted model, not a curated record. Bases 1 to 432 code for a protein of 143 amino acids. Gene Ontology annotation, cellular component: plasma membrane. The transcript has 3 exons.
AUGUUUGACACCGGGUGGCAAUGUUAUUUAUGUCCUAUACCGCAACUGUUUAUACCCUUCACCAUACUGUGGUAUAGGCAGGGACGUAUGCAAGAGGUGACGGCAAGAAUUUGUAACCGCACCUAUUAUGGCGACAUUGGACGAACGUACUCCAUUAAGGUGCCAACACCACAGUGGAAUAAACUCCCGUUUCUGUGUCACUUAACAUUCACAGCAUCAGGACACGAUCAAGGUGACAUUGUACAGAUAAUAUUCGACAGUUUUACUGUGGGUCGCUUUGAUGAGGGUAUGGUCGAUACAGAUGUGGAUGGCUAUGAGACAAGUCUUAGCCCCACAGGAGAAUUACCAGGAUGUCCAGAAGGCUUCAUGCAGGUAAGUUCAAAUAAACAAAAACGAAACGAAACAAUCAAAAAAUGUACAACCACAAUAUAA